Molecule: messenger RNA, 1984 nt
Organism: Equus quagga
Lineage: Eukaryota; Metazoa; Chordata; Mammalia; Perissodactyla; Equidae
Gene: DIPK1B
Product: divergent protein kinase domain 1B
Exons: 6
Coding region: 174-1655 (493 amino acids)
Source: RefSeq, a predicted model, not a curated record
CCUCUCCCGGUGCCCGCGCGUCCCCGCCCCAGCCGGCCGUCAGAGGCGCGCGCUCUCGCGCGGACGCGGGCGGGCGGGGGCGCGGAGGGGAGGAGGAGCGGCGGCCGUUGCGGGCCGGCCCGCGGGGCUGAGGCCGAGCAGAGCGGGGCCCUCGCACCGGCCGGGCGCCCACCAUGCGGCGGCUGCGGCGCCUGGCGCACCUGGUGCUCUUCUGCCCCUUCUCCAAGGGCCUGCAGGGCCGGCUCCCGGGCCUCAGGGUCAAGUACGUCUUCCUGGUCUGGCUGGGGGUCUUUGCGGGCAGCUGGUUGGCGUACGUGCACUACUCGUCCUAUGCGGAGCUCUGCCGCGGGCACGUCUGCCAGGUGGUCAUCGGUGCCCUGGCCUUCCAGCCAGCGGGGGUGUCUCCGGGCUGCUGGGAGCCUUCCUGGAGGUCAUUGCCAUGGCCAGCUCUCCUGAGGCCUGUCCGCGGGGCUGUGGGGACACUCCCUCCUUUCCAGCCUCGUGGGGGUGUCAGCCAUCUCAGGUUCCACAGCUUGUCCAAGGCCACACAACAGGAGUGUGACCAGUACCACAAGGGCAUCAUCUCGGGCUCCAUCUGCCAGGACCUGUGCAACCUGCACAAGGUGGAGUGGAGGACCUGCCUCUCUUCCGUCCCAGGCCAGCAGGUGUACAGCGGGCUCUGGCAGGGCAAGGAGGUGACCAUCAAGUGUGGCAUCGAGGAGAGCCUGAACUCCAAGGCUGGGUCGGACUCGGCCCCCCAGCGGGAGCUGGUGCUGUUUGACAAGCCCACGCGGGGCACCUCGAUUAAGGAGUUCCGGGAAAUGACCCUCGGCUUUCUGAAGGCGAACCUGGGAGACCUGCCCUCGCUGCCUGCGCUGGUGGGACAGGUCCUGCUCAUGGCUGACUUCAACCAGGACAGCAGGGUGUCGCUGGCUGAGGCCAAGUCAAUGUGGGCCCUGCUGCAGAGAAACGAGUUUCUACUGCUGCUGUCGCUGCAGGAGAAGGAGCACGCCUCCAGGCUGCUGGGCUACUGCGGGGACCUCUACGUCACUGAGGGCGCCCCACACGGCUCCUGGCAUGGGGCCGCGCUCCCGCCCCUGCUGCGCCCGCUGCUGCCCCCCGCCCUGCACAGUGCCCUCCAGCAGUGGCUGGGGCCCGCGUGGCCGUGGCGGGCCAAGAUCGCCAUCGGCCUGCUGGAGUUCGUGGAGGAGCUCUUCCACGGCUCCUACGGGACCUUCUACAUGUGCGAGACCACGCUGGCCAACGUGGGCUACACAGCCAAGUACGACUUCAAGAUGGCCGACCUGCAGCAGGUGGCGCCUGAGGCCGCCGUGCGCCGCUUCCUGCAGGGCCGCCACUGUGAGCACAGCUCGGACUGCACGUACGGGCGCGACUGCAGGGCCCCCUGCGACAAGCUCAUGCGGCAGUGCAAGGGUGACCUCAUCCAGCCCAACCUGGCCAAGGUGUGCGAACUGCUGCGGGACUACCUGCUGCCUGGCGCCCCCGCCGACCUGCACGCGGAGCUGGGCAGGCAGCUGCGCACCUGCACCACGCUGAGCGGGCUGGCCAGCCAGGUGGAGGCGCACCACUCGCUCGUGCUGAGCCACCUCAAGACGCUGCUCUGGAAGAAGAUCUCCAACACCAAGUACUCCUGAUGGGCAGCCCCAAGGCUCCCACACCAAGUGCGCCACUGCUCUGGCCUGGCCGUCCUGCCCCGCUCCCCCCCACUCACAAGAAGCCACUCUUGCCCUUGGGUCCCCUUCCCUCUUCCCCCUGCCACUCCAUAAAGGACAGCACCACAGGAGCUGGGGGCCCUCCCUUGCAACCAGAUCUGGGGCAGUCGCAUAGGUUCCUUCACCCGCUCCGCCCCUUCCCUCCCAUGUUUUCCAGGGCAGGAAGGAGGACCUGGAGCCUGACCAAGGGCUAGCUGAGGAUCAGGCCAAGUUGGCUUUUGUUACUUUGACGAAUAUAUGAUUUAAACACA